AUGAUCGUAACGGCAAUUUUGAACUUCCCCCCGCUUCCUUCCUUCUCGGACCUCCGAACUCGCCUCCUUGCUUUCAAAGGGCAACAGGCCUUAGCAGCUCAGCUGGCUCCUGUGGCUUCCCUUGCUGCUUUUGUUGCUGCUCGCGCCCAUCAUGGCCCCCGCCACUCGCGCCCACGUGACCAACCUCCUCGUUCCUUUGGUGGUCCGUCUCCCAUCCGCCAUAUCUCUGGCCCGAGCCAGCCUUCCCAUCGUGCUUCCCGUCCUUCCUCAUUCUCUCUCGGUCUUUUGGGUCCUCCACCCUCUCGCCAGUCCAUUCAAUGUUGGAAUUGCAAUCAAUUUGGCCAUGUUCAAGCCAAGUGCCCCUCUACUCGUCCUUUCGCAGGAAUGCAUGUUGCAUCCUCUUCAGACCCGAACUGGUAUUUGGACUCCGAUGGCACCAAUCACAUGACGCAUGAUGCGCAGCAAUUACACUCUCGCACUCCGUGUGCCCCUUCAGAUCAAGUUGUUGUUGGUAAUGGUGACACCCUCCCCAUCACUCAUUCUGGAAUUCAUAGUUCUAUCGACUAG
Messenger RNA from Prunus armeniaca (apricot), 567 nucleotides. NCBI's taxonomy places the organism in Eukaryota, Viridiplantae, Streptophyta, Magnoliopsida, Rosales, Rosaceae. The record is from the annotation of a GenBank genome assembly.